This is a messenger RNA of Carassius auratus (goldfish), 563 nucleotides long. RefSeq names its product sterile alpha motif domain-containing protein 3-like. Gene Ontology annotation, molecular function: protein binding. The transcript is spliced from 4 exons. Lineage: Eukaryota; Metazoa; Chordata; Actinopteri; Cypriniformes; Cyprinidae. The record is from RefSeq and is a predicted model, not a curated record. Bases 153 to 563 code for a protein of 136 amino acids.
GCACUGUGCAGUUCAGGUGCACGUGAGCGAGGGCGAGCGCCGCAUUCCUCAAAGAACACUCUAGAAAAACCGUUGGACUCGACGUCAAUCAAAACCAGGACGACGACGACGAACACAUUUCUAAAAAGAGACAGAAGAUAUCUUUCGAGGUUAUGACAGACUUCACAGGUUGGACUUCUGUCCAAGUUUGCCAGUGGUUGAAAGAUAUUGACUUGGGGGAAUUCUGUGAAACUUUUGAGGAACAUGAGAUAGAUGGAGCCACUCUUGCUGUUAUCUCAGAGAGGAUGUCUGAGAGGCUCUUUCCGGUCAUUCGCAAACAGAGUCUGUUUCUGACCCAGUUGGAGAAACUUAAAAGCACACCAAUGAGCAGAGAGAACCCUCCAAGAAACAUUGAUAACUCCAGCCAAGCACAGUCCGGUCCAGAUACCUCUUUAGUUUUUCCAACAGUGCUGAGGAUGGCCAUAGACAGAAGAGAUUCUGAUCUGAAGAGUGCAAGUAAAACAAAACUACGGAGUCUACUGAUCCAGUCUCUUUUUGACUACCUCAGUAAGAAAACAAUGUAA